Paraglomus brasilianum is the source of this 648-nucleotide messenger RNA. The record is from the annotation of a GenBank genome assembly. NCBI's taxonomy places the organism in Eukaryota, Fungi, Glomeromycota, Glomeromycetes, Paraglomerales, Paraglomeraceae.
AUGCGUUCUAUCAUCCUCCUCGCCGUAAUUCUUGCCCUUGUUCUUGCAGUAAAUGCCGGCAAUACGGAUGAAUUCGCGAAUUUUACUGCCAUCUCGGAUUCCGGCCCCCCCAAUGGCAAAGUUUGUGACGGCGCUUCUACACUUACUCCAGCAGAUGGCACUCAGCAACGUAAUAUUGAGACUUGCAGCGAUACUGAACUUGGUGAAAUCCCGAUAGCUGCCAAAAUGCCCUCAACCAUUAUCCUUUUCCCUGAAAAUGCCAGCACACUUCCGGCCAACAAGUCAUUCACCAUUAAGCUCGUAAUCACUAAUUUAAAGACCGGGUUCUUCGAUAAUGCCACUAGCCAAUAUUAUCUGUUUUCUCAACAACUAGAUAGCGACGGUAUUAUCAUAGGUCAUACUCAUGUUACCGUUCAGAAAUUGGAUUCCAUUGACACUCCUCCGGAUGCUCAAAUAUUUGCUUUCUUCAAGGGAUUGAAUCAACCAGCUGACGCCAAUGGGCUUUUGACACAAGAUGUUGCUGAUGGAUUACCAGCCGGAUUGUAUAGACUCUGCACCAUGAGUGCGUCGUUUGCUCACACACCUGUGAUUAUGCCUGUUGCUCAACGUGGUGCGCAGGAUGAUUGUAUUCGUUUCAACGUUAAAUGA